Closterium sp. Yama58-4 is the source of this 1833-nucleotide messenger RNA. The record is from the annotation of a GenBank genome assembly. NCBI's taxonomy places the organism in Eukaryota, Viridiplantae, Streptophyta, Zygnematophyceae, Desmidiales, Closteriaceae.
AUGGCUGUGCGACAGGCGAUGGUGUCGCCCGCGGGCCAGUCGUCGCACAGGGUUCACCACGUCGACCCGAAGCAGCGGAAGAGCUCUGCGAAGCGGGCUCCCCGUCGCAGUCGCAUGCGAUUCCUCUGCGGCGUUCCCUGCAUGGACGCCGUCAUCGACGACGACUCGUGCGACAACGUGCGACUCGCAACACCGGACACCACCGCGGCGGUCCUCCGCAAGUCUGCGCAUGCGGAAGGAACUGCGCAACACGGGGAAGCAGUCCCCCCCAGGCUGCCAGUUCCCAGGCUCGGCAGCGGAAGCCCCGCGGGACGUCGCGGGGGCAGCGGCGGAGGCCAAGCCGCGGGCGCUGCUGCGCCUUCCGCCAACGGCGGGAUGAGCGGCGGGCGGAACUAUUGGCGGGAAGUGGUGCGCCAAGGGGCCUCUGAGCGCGGGGAACACGACGGGGCGGCGCAAAGGGAGGCGCGGAAAGAGGUGGCGGAAUCUGCGCUGAGGAUGGCGGAAGCGCAAGAAAGGGGACAAGCGGAGGUGGCGGCGGAACUGGCGGGAGGUGAUUCAAGGGGGAAGGAGGCGGAGGGUAAUGCCAGCGACAGUGCGAGAGACAGUGACGGGAGUGCUUUUAGCGAGGAUAGCUGGGGAAGGAGCGGGGAAGAACGCGCGGGGGAAGAACUUCGGGGGGUGGACGCUCGGGGGGAGGGGGAGAGAGGGGGGGAUGGCGCAGGAGAGGAAGCGGAAGAAGAUUCAGACGCGUUAGAAGAUGAUUCGUCACCCGUUAAGAAGCUGUGGCAGGGGCUGAUGGGUUCAACCGGUGCUGGUGACACCACAGUUAGAAAUACUAGUGGUUCUAACGCUGAUGGUACUAUAGCCGGUGAUAGUGGCGCUGCUGUGUCUGCCGCUGCCGGUGGCGGCGGCGUGUGCGGCGGGAGACAGGGGAGUAUGACGCCUAGACGACGCGCGAAGAUGAUUCAACUGCUUGAGGAGGUGAGGGAGGAGGAGGGCGAGGGGGAGGAGGAGGGGGAGAGAGAGGAGGGGAAGAGGGAGGAGGGGAAGAGGGAGGAUCGGAAGAGGGAGGGAGACAGAGCACGUGGCGGGAAGGGAUUGGGGUAUGAAUUGAUGAGCCCUGGUGAAGGGAUGGGUUGGCAGGGAGGGGAGAUGGAAGAACGGGGGAAGGGAGGAUGGGAGGGAGGAGGAGAAAGCAGGGAGGAGAGGGAGACGGGGUUUGAAGAGAGGGAGAUGGGGUUUGAGGAGUCGCUUGGUGUAUGGAGGGCGAGAGAGGAGGCAUCGUGGCGCGAGAGGGUGGCGGGAUGGGGGGAGCGGAGAGGGGGUGAGACAUGGUCGGAGGAGGUCGAUGGGGACGAGGAAGAGGGGGAGGGGGAAGGUUCGGAACUUGUGAGAGAGGGACGAGAGGCGGAGCAGGAAGAGGAGCAAGGGUAUUCAAUCGCAAGGGGAGGAGUGGUGGAACAGAGCCUGCAGUGGUUGGCCGUCGCCCACACCAUCUGGUUCCGAAGCAGCCGACACAGCAACAUCCGCUCUAGCACCCGCCCACUCUCUCUCCCCCUUGACCUCCUCCACUGCUCACUCCUUCUCCCCCCCAACCUCCUCGUCUGCUCCCUCCCUCUCCCCCCAAACCAACUCCACUGCUCCCUCCUCCCCUCUGCUCCCCUCUGCUUCUGUCCCUCCCGGGCCUGCGCUUACUCCCGCCACCGAGCCUCCAUUGCCGAGCCUGGGCCCGGUGGAACCGAGCCUGGCGGCGGUUCGGCCGAGGCUGACGUCGAGUGUGAUUCGGAACGCACAUCGCAAGGUGGUGGCACAGCGAGUGGCAGCCACGGCUGA